AUGGCCUCGCUCGGUUCAUCCUCCGCGUACCGUGCCUACGGCCAGGGCCUCGGUGAGCCCCGCUUCGAGGGCGACCGGCGACAUGGCCCCUUCGGGCCGCGGGCACACGAUGCCUUCGGGUACCCAGGGUCCCCGGGCGCCAUGUGCCCCUGCAGCCUGGGCACCUGGGUGCGUGCCCAGGGUGACACCUACCAGGUGGUGGCCGACGUCAGCCAGUUUGAGCCCCCUGACAUCGUGGUGACCACCUCCAACUGCCACGUCGCCAUCCAGGCUGAGAAGGUGGCCGAGGACGGCACCGUCUGCGACACCUUCACCCACAAGUGCCAGCUGCCCGAGGACACGGACCCGCUGUCGGUGAGCUGCGCCCUCACCGAGACCGGCACGUUGGUCAUCACUGCCCGGCGCUGUGCCGGCGCCCGUCCCGGUGAGCCCCCGCAGCCGCUGUACCGCAGCGAGGCCACGUUGUGA
Molecule: messenger RNA, 468 nt
Organism: Charadrius vociferus (killdeer)
Lineage: Eukaryota; Metazoa; Chordata; Aves; Charadriiformes; Charadriidae
Product: heat shock protein beta-7-like
Exons: 3
Coding region: 1-468 (155 amino acids)
Source: RefSeq, a predicted model, not a curated record